AGGUUUCUUUUACGGUGGCAACGAGAUUCAAAAAUUUUUCUUACCCUUUGAUGUGAUGUACUUCGGAUCCAUACACCAAUUUUCGUUGUUAUCAGCGCGCCAGGCCAAGUGAUCUGGACGGCAUAUACCUCGGAGACCUCGGACAUUUGCAUGUCCAUCUGUUUCCUGAGGUUUUCCUCUGAAUCACUGCAAGCUCUCUUAACUUCGCUUUACAAGUCUACCUUUUGUGUCCUCAGGGACUGUAUGAUUACACAGAGGAAAAGGUGAUGACGGAAUUAAUUAAGGUGUUUGUCUAUGGGACCUUGAAAAAAGGAUUUGCAAACCAUUACCUCAUGCAGGAUGGGAGAAAUGGAGUGGCACGAUUUAUAACUAUUGGACAUACCAAGGAUGUUUUCCCACUUGUUGUUGGGACAGAUGCAUCCAUUCCUUUUAUGCUUCCAGUGAAAAAUCAAGGAAAGCAAGUCCAUGGUGAGAUAUAUGAAGUUGACAAGAAUGUUCUGAGUAAACUAGAUGAUUUAGAAGAUCAUCCAACAUGGUACAAGCGUUCAAAAUGUGACAUUGUCACAACUAAAGGAGCAACAGGAAUUCAAGAAGGGGAUAUUGUACCUUGCUUUGCCUACUUUUUAACUGACUUCAAAGCAUCAUUCUUAUCCCAAGAUUUUCUCAAUGAAUACACCCUUGAGUGUCACCAGGCAUACCUUGAAUCUGACAAAAGAUCCUUGCCUUAUGAUGUGAAACUCCAGUCUCAAAGAAAAUGACCAGGAAUUAACUUAUCAAGGAUUCUGCAUUUAUUGGGUCAUUUAAAGACUGUUAGAACAACUCUUCACACACAGAAAGACACAGAAUGUCCUUUCCACUUCUACAAACUAUAUCUGUCUUUAAGUUAAAUCUCUAGAAAAGGAGUGUGGACUUAUCAAGACUAAAGCAGAGUCUUGUAUAUUAACAUCACUUUAAUAGAAAGUGUAAUUAAGGUUCCUUUUACAAGCUACAAUUACAAUACAAUUUUUGUAAGGAAAACUAUUCACUCUUAGUGUUAUCAAGUAUGCUACGUACAAUCCUAUUUUGCUCCAUAAUAGUUUAAAACCCCUUUUUCAGUUAUCUAAGCUUUGAAAAGCCACACAACUAACAAUAUGAAUUUUUUAAAAUUUUAGGUCUUGGAUGCCUUGAUGGGAAAAUAAAAUUUGAACACUGUAUUACAUUUCAGGUUACUUAAAGGAAAAUUUUGAUAACAUGAUUAAGAACUAGAAACAAGGUAACACUCAGAACACUCAGCUUACUCUGUAAAUUAUGGAAUAAUUACUAAUUAAAGAUUCAUUAUUCAGCAA
Messenger RNA from Stylophora pistillata, 1325 nucleotides. RefSeq names its product putative gamma-glutamylcyclotransferase CG2811. Gene Ontology annotation, cellular component: cytosol. Gene Ontology annotation, molecular function: gamma-glutamylaminecyclotransferase activity. The record is from RefSeq and is a predicted model, not a curated record. NCBI's taxonomy places the organism in Eukaryota, Metazoa, Cnidaria, Anthozoa, Scleractinia, Pocilloporidae.